AAGCAUUGAAUCAAAUUCCUUGAAGAAACCAUUUCGAUUUGGACGAAAUGCAACUAGCACACAUUGUAUUAGCCUAAUUUAAUAAAACUGAAUUCCCAGCUUCUCAAUCGAUCGAGCCACGUGACAGCUUGUUUUCGCCAAACAAGCACAUCACCCUUGCAAAUCACUCUUGCAAAUCAGGUAUAUGCGCUGCGUCAACCGUUUGGGGUUUAGCCUAGGGCGGCUAUUUCUUGACUUUUAGUAGCCUAUAUCAGAACAUGGCUAGGUUUGUAGUAGAGGUGUUUUUUGCCCUUGUUUUCUCCGCCACCAAUGCGGCGCAGGAGGAGGUCAUUGAUGUGAUUCUAGCCAGCCUCGCCAAAAGCGCAUCGUUCCUGGAGCAAGAGCACCGUAACAUCAACCUAGACGGAGUGGUCGGGUACAUCAUCUUGCAGGCGGAGUUGAAGGAAGCAGUGAGGACGUGGCCCCACACUGACCCUCUGAGCUGGUCUCAGCGCACCGCUACGGUAACCCUGGUCAAGAGGUUGGACCAGAGCCUGGCUAAGGCUGUCACCGAGCUGGAGAAGACUGACCCCAAAUACUACAGAGAGUUUGAGCCUCUGUUGAGCUGGACCUUCUGGUCAGUACCUCAUGAGUGGAGCUCCACAGAUCCCUCUCUGGCCUACUCCUCCGGUCGAACCAUGGAGUGUUACGAUGAGACACAGAGCGACAAGUGUAUGACCCUGCUACUGGGAACAUGGAAGAACAACGGGACUCCUUGCAUCGUGACCAAGUCAUGUCGUGACACAAUGACGAGGUUUGGAUGUCCUAACUACUCCCUCUCUCACCAGCUGCUCUACUUCAUGCUGGGAGCCAAUAGAGGUUGUUCUGCCAUGUUGAAGGGGGACAUGCGUACGUCGCGUGCUAACCUAACAGAGAGACAGUACCAGGGGAUAUUCUGCUCCAACAUGCUGAAGGGAAACAUGGACAUCAUACAGAAUAACUUCACCGGGGAGACCCAGGACAUCUUCAUCGAAAACAUACUGCUGUGUGGAUUGGCUGGUUUCUCUGACUUUCUCAAAGUUGAUUGGCUGCAGCACAUUCUGAGGCUGCAGGAUCAGGAAGUGGGAUGUUUUACACAGCCCCACAGAAGAGUGAAGAGGAGAGAGAGAAUGUUGAAGGAUGGUUGUUCCAGUCACAUAACAGGCGUGUCAGUGAGCGCUCUGGGAGGAUACCUCAACUACUACCUGACAGAGCAGGACAUCACCAAGAGACCACUCACCUGAAUGUCAACCACCCUUCACCUGGCUGUGUGACCCUUCACCUGGAUGUGUGACCCUUCACCUGGAUGUGUGACCCUUCACCUGGAUGUGUGACCCUUCACCUGGAUGUGUGACCCUUCUCCUGGAUGUGUGACCCUUCACCUGGAUGUGUGACCCUUCACCUGAAUGUGUGACCCUUCACCUAAAUGUGUGACCCUUCACCUGGAUGUGUGACCCUUCACCUGAAUGUGUGACCCUUCACCCGGAUGUGUGACCCUUCCCCUGGAUGUGUGACCCUUCACCUGAAUGUGUGACCCUUCACCUGGAUGUGUGACCCUUCACCUGGAUGUGUGACCCUUCACCUGGAUGUGUGACCCUUCACCUGAAUGUCAAAUACCCUUCACCUGGAUGUGUGACCCUUCACCUGGAUGUGUGACCCUUCACCUGGAUGUGUGACCCUUCACCUGGAUGUGUGACCCUUCACCUGGAUGUGUGACCCUUCACCUGGAUGUGUGACCCUUCACCUGGACAUGUGUCCUAAAUAGCACCCAAUUCUUUACUUAUACCACUACCUCUGACCAGGCAAACCCAUCGGGCUCUGGUGAAAAGUAGUGCACUAUGUAGGGCAGUGUGUAUCCAUCCUCUCUUGGGGACACCCAGUCGUUCUAUGUGUUUCAUCUAUUCCACAGCACCAGGGGUGGAAACCACUUAACUAAAACACUCUAAAGUCAUUUUACUUCAGUCGUUUUGGAGGAAUCUGUACUUUACUAUUUAUAUUUUAUGACAACUUUGACUUUUAUUUCACUACGUUCCUAAAGAAAAUAAAUGCACUUUUUCCUCACAACAUUUUCCCCGACACCCAAAAGUACUCGCUACAUUUUGAAUGCUUUAGCAGGAGAGGAAAAUGGUCAAAUUCACGCACUUAUCAAUAUAACAUCCCCUGGUCAUCUCUAC
Molecule: messenger RNA, 2192 nt
Organism: Oncorhynchus kisutch (coho salmon)
Lineage: Eukaryota; Metazoa; Chordata; Actinopteri; Salmoniformes; Salmonidae
Product: UPF0764 protein C16orf89 homolog
Exons: 7
Coding region: 258-1262 (334 amino acids)
Cellular component (GO): membrane; cytosol
Source: RefSeq, a predicted model, not a curated record